Fusarium oxysporum Fo47 is the source of this 2360-nucleotide messenger RNA. RefSeq lists its product as uncharacterized. Lineage: Eukaryota; Fungi; Ascomycota; Sordariomycetes; Hypocreales; Nectriaceae. Gene Ontology annotation, biological process: regulation of DNA-templated transcription. Gene Ontology annotation, molecular function: transcription cis-regulatory region binding; zinc ion binding; DNA-binding transcription factor activity, RNA polymerase II-specific. Bases 474 to 2324 code for a protein of 616 amino acids. The transcript has 4 exons. The record is from RefSeq and is a predicted model, not a curated record. Gene Ontology annotation, cellular component: nucleus.
AUUGAAUUAUUACCCAUUACCACAUCUUGUGAUAUAUGGAGUAAACACAUACCAUUGUUUCCCAAACACCUGUGGACUUUUUCGAUGAAUUGUGAUCAUCAUGACUACACAGUUAUGACGGAUAAUUUAUGCUAUGUAAAUCAAGUCAUGAUAUGACGGUCUUCAUAUCCAUUUUCGGAAGAAUGUUGUACCGAAGUCUCUGAAUAAUAGGUUGGCGGAGAGUUGAAUGAUGGUGCCGUGUCCGUGAGGCGGAGGCCCGGUGAGAUUUCGAGGUCCGUCUCCGUCUUGGUGACAGGAUCCCUGCAUCCUGCCAGCUUUAGACCAGUCAAACGACAACCCAAACGACAGGGGUCUCGAGAAUAUCGUUCAGUGUCUGGGGUAUCGACGCCGUUUUCAACUCCGUCUCCUUUUGCAAACCGCUUUUCUCUGCUUCAGUGAGACUAACAAGAAUCAGAUAACUCAGUAAUGACAAUAUGAACCCCAAUUCUACUCAGGCUAAGAACAAGGGACCCAAGGCCUGUACAACAUGCGCUAAAGCUAAGGCAAGGUGCGUCCCUGGGCCUCUGGGGAGCCUCAAAUGCGACAGGUGCCAUCGACUAAACAAGCCAUGUGUUAACCAAACUCCGGCUCCGGCCCGGCCCCGUAGAAGCCCAAAGCUAUCUAAGAUAGCUGCUUUGGAGAAGCGCCUUGAAGAGCUGUCCUCGCACGUAAGGCGUGAGUCUUCAGAAGAGGAGGACUCCUCGCCUCCACCUUCGACGAGUGAGAAACGCUCAGAGCUGUUGACCAAAUCUGAUGCCUGGGGUUUCAAUCACUUGUUUCCCUUAAAACCGGGAAUUGAAAAUACCCCCGGUCAACAUCCUCCACCGUCAGCUCCGGACAAGACACGGCCAUGGGACUCCUGGUGGCCCACGCCCCGUGAAGCGGAGCUACUUCUCAACGGCUAUAGGACAAUCCACUCAUGUCUAUUUCCGUUUGUGUGUGUUCCUGGGCAUAUGACAGCCCUGGAGCUGCGUGAGCAUCGUCCAUUCCUGUGGAAGGCUGUCAUGAUGGUAGGGUUGUUUCUUGAUGGAGCUAGACAGGUUAAGCUUGGCCAAGAGUUACUAGCUGAGAUUGGACGAGCAGCUGUCGUAGAUGGCCUGAACAGUCUGGAUCUACUCCAGAGCUUGCAAAUGCUGGUGGCAUGGUUUCACUAUGCCUUGAAGGGCUCUCAAGUGACGAAUCUGCUGUUCCUUGCUAGAGCUAUAUGCGUAAAUUUGAGGUUCACGGAAGAUACGAGUCUUCAAGGAGAAGAAUCUGAUCGCAAUCUUGAUCAUAUGAGAGUUUACGCUGGCACUUAUUACCUUAACACUUUAGUGUUCACAGCGAACAAGCGGCCUGAUGUCCUUAUGAAUACCAGCCAUCUGGAAAUGUGCUGCAGAGUUCUUGAGAGAACUAUGCAGCACCCCUCUGAUGAGUACUUGAUAAAGCUGGUGCGCAUUCAGCAGCUGGCACAGUCCAUAUCUGUCACCAUGUCAGCGGAGAACCUAACUCAGACCGCCAGCAAACUACCAUUGACAAUGGUAGUGCAAUCGUUUGAGGAACAGUUGCAGCUGUACAAAGACAAUCUUGGCCCACGGUUCGCUGGUAACGGUAUUUAUGUCACCCCAUUCCGAUCGUCUAGCGCUCACCAUGGUUUAGAUAAUCUCAAGACCCAUGUCAACGUAGCCGAGGUGCUCCUCUAUGAGAUCGCCGUCUCGGACCAACACUCUGCAGCAUCCUAUCUUCCUCUAACUGACCGACUCCAACUUCUUUGGGCUUGUGUUCGAUCUCUAAAGACCUUUUUCGAUAUCCGGUUCGAUCAUCGAGAAAUGGAACGCCCACGUUUCCUGUGUAUGAGCGCGUCUGAACUUGUGUACACCAUCAUUGUUGGCAUCAAGGUCGUAACACUUCAGUUACCCGGGUGGAACCUCGCCCAAAUACACGCAGAGCUUGACAUGGUCGAGGUGAUGAGCCAGCAAGCCCAGGAUUUGGACAUCAUCGUGGGGCGCCGCAAACACGGCAACAUGCUAGGUACACCGACGCCCGGGGGAACGACAGCAGCUACACCUGCGCCUCCACCAGAUCCUUUCGAGAGACUUGUGAAGCAGCUGAAGUCAGUGAGAGACUUGGUCAAGGCUGAGAGACAGCGUCUACUUACGGGAUCUGGCAACGCUGAUCUCGUAGACUUCAGCCAAGACUUCUUGAUGGAUGAUUCAGGAACGGACUUUUGGCAAGCGGCGGCUACGAGAGGCUAUAAUGUAUGGAACAUCAUUGGUGACCCUGGCGUCUUAAAUGAGUCGACUUGACGCCUUACGAAGUCGGUGAAGAAGGUUGUAUUAACA